CAAAGCUGACAGGCAGGAUUGCCACCUCCGGUGGAGUUUUGACUGUUGCUGAUUCAGUUUCAACGUUUUGAAAUAAUUUUCUGUUUUUUUCACCAAAAAUUUUUCAAAUUGCUUUAGUUCAAGGAAUGGAUGAUGUUAAUUUUGCACACAGGGCACGCAAACGUAUAAAAGAAGUAAAGAAGAAAGCUCGACCAGAACUAAGCACCAAAGAGUCCUGGAUCCAGUGCAACUAUGCGAACAAUUUUAAGAAAUUCUGGGACUUCACUGACAACUGCGAACGCAUUGACGAAUCAAAAGUUUCCCAGCGCGAAUUUAUAUCAAAUUAUGAGCUUCCCUACAAGCCAGUCGUUAUCACUGGAACUCAGGUAGGCUGGAAAGCCAACGAGAAAUGGACGCUAGAGAAGUUGGUCAAGAAAUACAGGAACCAGAAGUUCAAAUGUGGCGAGGACAAUGACGGUUACAACGUUAAGCUGAAGAUGAAGUACUAUGUACAUUACAUGCUCAAUUCUAAAGACGAUAGCCCCUUAUAUAUUUUUGAUAGCAAUUUCGGCGAGCACCGACGCCGGAAAAAAUUAUUAGAAGACUAUGAAGUGCCCUACUACUUCAGAGACGACUUAUUCAAAUACGCAGGGGAAAACCAAAGGCCGCCCUACAGGUGGUUCGUCAUGGGGCCCGCGAGGUCCGGGACCGGGAUCCACAUCGACCCGCUCGGCACCAGCGCCUGGAACGCCCUCAUCCAAGGACACAAGCGAUGGUGUUUGUUCCCGACGCACACGCCGAAAGAGUUGCUUAAAGUGACGAGUUCUGUGGGCGGCAAGCAGUUGGACGAAGCGAUCACUUGGUUCAACUUCAUCUACCCGAAAACCAAAGAACCAUCGUGGCCCGCUGACUGCCAGCCGAUCGAGAUUCUGCAAAAGCCGGGCGAAACCGUGUUCGUGCCGGGCGGUUGGUGGCAUGUGGUCCUCAACCUGGACACCACGAUCGCCGUGACGCAGAACUUCUGCAGCCGGACGAAUUUCCCCGUCGUUUGGCACAAGACGGCCAGAGGCAGGCCGAAGUUCUCGCGGAAAUGGCUGAAAGCUUUGGUUAAGCACGAGCCGGACCUGGCCAAGCUGGCCGAGAGGAUCAACAUCGAGCAGCCCUCGGGGAUGGCGUCCGACAGCUCAAGCGACUCGUCGUCGAGCUCCAGCUCGGACUCGGACAGCACCGACUCGGAGGACGGCGACAGUGGCCAGGAGUCCAUCACUGCGAAGAAGAAGAGGAGGAAGUCUGAUAACGAGUCGGAACGCAAUAGGAAAAUUUCUCGCACCAAUGUAAGUGAGCUCUGAAUGCGCCACGGACUUCAAUUCAAAUCAUCGAGCUUCCAUAUCAUGUCUGACUGCGGAUGAACCACUGUCUGUGAGGCAAGAUUGAUAUCUAAAUUCUCUUACUUGUUUAGUUACCAUUCUUUAGUCCGUUCUCUUAGAGGUUUAUUCAAUCAUUGAAUCUAGUUAAGUUGUUUCCGAGUAUUUAACGUUGUAUUAUUUAUUGUCUCAUCGAAGGAAAAUUGGUAAAUUAUACACGAUUUGUAAAUUGUGCCAAUUUUUGUAAAAGGUUGCGACUCCUGCAGUAUUUAGGGUGACUUAAUUUACCAAUUUUUUCAAGGGUUAUUGUUUAAAGUGCUUUGACUAUUUUGUAUUAUAUCUCAGCUCCCUCAAAGAUUAUGUAUAUAUUCCUUGUUGGGUCAUUUGUGAUCUAAGCUAGUGCCUGAAUUUGUAUAUUGGUAUUUGGUAGAAACUGCAAAUGUAUACACGAAAUGAGGCUCAAUAUUUUAUCGGUUAUUUUCACACAGGCUGAGUAUAUCAGAUGAGGAUAAAUUGACUUGCUAGAGGUGCCCAGAAGCUAAAGUACCCACCUUGGGAAACUUCCAUACUAAACUAUGACUACUCAAGUUCUCAGAUUUUUAAGAGAAAAACUAUUUUUUUAAACAUUGAUGUUUAUUUUUGUUUAUAAUUAACAUUUAAUAGAAACACUAACGAUACGUUGGAGCUACAAAACAAUAAAAAUUAAAUAACUGAAGUUCAGUUAGACUACCAUUAUUAUUAUUAACUGCUGUACAUUUAAUAAAAAAAUAGAGAAAGUCAAUUAUUAUAUUUCACGUUUUUGAGCUUUUUUCUUUAGUUGAGAUAAAUAUUAAUUUAAGUUAAUUCUGCCAAAAAAGUAUCAAAGAAUUUCUUUAAUGGAUAACGCGAACCUUCACUGCCAGGUGACCACUGUAGCUUCUGCCCCACUCAAGUGUCAAAUUGUCGCGCUGGUGUACUUGGUGCCACUUAGGCAGUAGGAAUUAUUUCAGUCGCAAGACAUUUGUUCAGGCACUUAUCGUUUGUUGAAUACUAUUUAUUUGCAGUUCAGUUACUGGGCUACAUACUUAUUUGAGGACAUGACUAAGUUUGACUUAUUUUGUUACAUACCACGAAAUGGUGUUCAAGCCCAUUACCACCAAGUAUUACUCAGAAAACAGUGAACAACUAUGUAACAAGUGUAAUCAACUUUCUGUGUGUGCCUUUUGUCUUUUAAAUAUUUCUAAAUAAAUAUUAAUUAAUA
Molecule: messenger RNA, 2583 nt
Organism: Tribolium castaneum (red flour beetle)
Lineage: Eukaryota; Metazoa; Arthropoda; Insecta; Coleoptera; Tenebrionidae
Gene: PSR
Product: Jumonji domain containing 6
Exons: 5
Coding region: 126-1328 (400 amino acids)
Biological process (GO): phagocytosis
Cellular component (GO): nucleus; cytoplasm
Molecular function (GO): P-TEFb complex binding; histone H4R3 demethylase activity
Source: RefSeq, a predicted model, not a curated record